Acaulospora morrowiae is the source of this 1314-nucleotide messenger RNA. NCBI's taxonomy places the organism in Eukaryota, Fungi, Glomeromycota, Glomeromycetes, Diversisporales, Acaulosporaceae. The record is from the annotation of a GenBank genome assembly.
AUGACAAAAUCUAAUCUUUGCUCGUUACUUUCAAUAAUAGCUAUACUAAUUGCACUUGCCGUGCAAUUUGGAAAUUCGGUUCGUCUCGAACCGUACCUUUUGCAAAAACCAAAUAAAAUAAUUUAUGAACUACUUUUCUAUGCACCAGUUUUCGUAUUCAUCAUUCUUUCGUUUGAACCGCCCAAAACAAGAUUCCGUGUUUUUACUCUUUACUCUUUGAUCGCAACCCUGAUUAUAUUCCCAGUGUUUCACAGAGGACAGUAUGAAGCCAACCUCAGUCUAAUGAAUAGCACUCUUGCCUGUCUUUUAGCGUUCAAGAUGCUGCUUUGGUUAAAAUAUUCUUAUCACAAUAACUUGGGAAAAGAUUCCGGUAAAAGAUUUACACCGUUUCUUUGGACGCUACUUUACAUGCGAUCAGAUGCACUGUUACAUAAUCAGCAAAUAUCACAACCAUCUACUCCAACAUUGGAUCGAGUUCACUCUUACUUGGGUCGCCGAGCAUGCGUGAUGUUCGGAAAAUACUUGAUGUACGAGUUUCUCUUGGGAGUUCUCGUUGCUAAUACUCCGCAGAUUCCGGAGAGGUUAUACAUUCUACACAUAAUUCUGCUCACGCAUGCGUUAAUCCUUCGACAUAUCCUAUUAUGCGAAAAGUCCAACUCAAACAAAUCCUCUACAAGUCCUCGAGUUUUUCAAAUACUAACGCCUAAACAAACAGAGGUGAUGAAAGAAUGGUUGGUUCUGAUGAUAUUUCACUCGAAACCACCGUUCAAUAGACCAUAUCUCUCUAAUAGUCCUCGAGAUAUGUGGACUAAUCGUUGGCAUUCGGUGUUUCUAGAGACCUUCAAAGAACUUGCUUAUUACCCAACCAAGAAUUUGACAGUAAAUAAGUUUGGGCGAAAAUUGGGAAAUGCAUUGGGAGUGAUGUCAGUGUUUUUGGUGAGCGCGUUGUUUCACGAAUAUAUUUGUUUUACCUCUUGGGGUAGUUCAUACGGAGAUCAUAUUGCAUUCUUCAUUUAUCACGGAAUAGUGAUGGUUACAUGGGAGAGCUUGGUGAUGAUUGUCGCAAAGACAAAGGGAGGGAUGGAUGAAGAAAAAAGUAAGGGAGGAGCGAGAAACGAGAAUAAAGAGAAUGGUUAUGAAAUCAAACGAAAGAUAAUAGAUGUAUUCAAGUGGGCAAUAUUUAUGAUUGUAAUAAUACCGGGACUUCCAUUUUUUUGUGAACCAUUCUCUCGCAAUAAUCAAAUAUUGGCUUGCGCCUCUUUAAGAUCCGUCGUGAAGAAUUUGAUUCAUAAAACAUUCCAUUUGCAAAUGUAA